AUGGAUGAUCAAAUGAAUGACAAUGUGCUGCGAGCUGUUCGCUGUGAUAAGCAGCUAGAUUGUGCGAAUUGUACGGAUGCAGGCGUGAAGUGUAGUCGUACAAGAGCUCAACGACCUCGCCGGCAAUCAUCAUCGGUGUAUGUUCCCAUAUUAAUCUAUCUUGCUGUCGCUUUACGCUUAUGGGGUUUAAUAGUAUAUCUGCACUCGGGGAAAGAUUGUUAUCCUUGGAAAGGACAGUUUCAGAAUCUCAACGAUCGAAAUGCAGCAUCGAAAAAAAGGAGACUAGAUCAUGCCUCGUACAUAGAAGGAGAUUCUCAAUCUGCCCAGAAUGAGUGUGCCAUUGGCCCGACCACACACCAUGCAGAGAAGGCCAGAGUCGUCAUACAAGGAGAGCUUGAUGGAAAUGAGCGUAUGGACCGUGAACGAAAGGCAAUCCUCAGGUCUGCCCUGCAAUUUGUGGACAUUACGGGACAGAGGAGAACCUCAGUUACCGAUAAGUCUUCGCCGGUAGAGGUGCCGCAUGAAGACUUUCAACAUGAUGGUCCAUUUAUUACCCCAUCACCGGAGCUGCUUUAUAUGCUUCUUCCAGAGCCAACAGCUGCUGUCGGACGAUCUAGUUCCGUACAAUGGCCGGACCACAUCUCGGACAAAACACUAGAAAAGAUGGCUUCGACCAUUCUCGGUGACAACAGCCUUGAGCAUGGGCAGGUAUUCUACCAGUAUUGUAUAUGCGUUUAUGUGAAGGCCAUCUUCCAUCUCUUCCAGAAACCGAAAGCAUAUAAGGAUCCUCGCAUCAACGCACAAUUUCUGAAGUCCAAGAAAUUAUAUGAAACAUAUGCCUUCCGAGCUCUCAAGAGGCUCAAUUUCUUGAAUGCCCCAACUCUUCCUUUUAUUCAGUCGUUGAUAUCUGCUGCAUUCUUCAUGCAGUAUCUCGGCAACAUGAGCCAAUCCUGGAUUCUCAACUCAUACGCAGCUCGUCUGAUUACCGCUCUGGGCUACCAUGAAAUCCGCAAUCCGCUUGGGAUUUCAAGCCUCGAUGAAGAAAUACAUAGCGCUGUAUGUUGGUGCUUUUACCUUGACCGAACUCUCAGCACCCUUCUGUAUCGACCACUGUCAUUGCCAGAGCCUCGCAUCUCUCCCGCGAACUUAAUCAGUGCCGACCAAUCUAUGGCACAUAUCCCAUUAAUACGCAUAUUGUUCGAUUUAGCUCAGGUCCAAGGAGAGCUGCUGGAUUGCGGCAAUGCGGAUAAUACUCGCCAAAUACUUGCCAAUCACUCAAGACUCCAAGAACGAAUGGAAGCCAUAUAUUCAACAUUACAAUCAAGUCGAGCCUCAGCACCCGACUGUAUCGCUGCGGAAUGGAUUGCAGGUGAAUUUGGUUAUUACGCGAUUCUGGUUGAUAUUCUUCGAUCGCGCUUAAAAUGUAGCUUUUCCCCUUUGACGCACAGGGAGUGUGUGUCGUAUUCCCGCAAAUCUCUCAGGGCACUGCAUCACCUUCAAAAGAAUCUCGCGGAUACCCCUGGCUUCGUGGAUCCUUAUCCAUCAUUCCUAACAUGGACUGUCCUUCUAUAUCCCUUAAGUCCAUUCUUUGUCCUCUUCUGCAACAUCAUUGGAGAAUUAGACAUAGAUGACUACAGUCUAAUGCAAGACAUCACGCAAAGCCUAUCUCAGUUCGCCGCAAGUCCAUACAUCUCGAAACUGCUGAAACUGCUAUACUACUUGCAGAAUCUCUGCGUACCAUUGAUCCAAGCCAAGCAGCGCAUGGGCCAGCAGGUCAAAGUCCCUACUUUGUACCCUUCAAUGACUGGGACUUGGCAUGACCAUCCGGCUAGUACUGAUGAGCAUGCGCAUGUCUUGAUGGCUGGCUCUCCAUAUAUAGAUCCUAUCGCUGGAGCAAACCAUCAGCAAUUGCAGACACCCAGUGAUGGAAGCUAUGCACCUGAUGAUGCGUUGAUGUGGCAAUUAUUCAAUAGCCAAGUCUCGCUGGAGUGGUUCGAGUCAGACCCUUUUUCUUAUUGA
Messenger RNA from Penicillium mononematosum, 2019 nucleotides. RefSeq names its product fungal specific transcription factor domain-containing protein. NCBI's taxonomy places the organism in Eukaryota, Fungi, Ascomycota, Eurotiomycetes, Eurotiales, Aspergillaceae. The record is from RefSeq and is a predicted model, not a curated record. The coding region runs from base 1 to 2019 and encodes 672 amino acids. Gene Ontology annotation, biological process: DNA-templated transcription. The transcript is spliced from 7 exons. Gene Ontology annotation, molecular function: zinc ion binding; DNA binding.